AAUCUAUAAUUUCCUUAGGAAAAAAAAAACAAAACCAAGUAUUCCACUUCCGCUGGCGGGUUUGUCUUUUUACCUUACUUCUAUAAUCAACACAUUGUAUUGGCUACACAUCCAAUUUUUGGUGUGUGGUUACUAUCACACACAAUGACCAAGGGUAGAACUGAGUUGGGAGACAUAACUCCUCACAACAUUAAGCAACUUAAAAGAUUAAAUCAAGUUGUUUUUCCGGUGACUUACAAUGACAAGUUCUAUAAAGAUGUCCUAGAAGUUGGUGAACUAGCUAAACUGGCAUAUUAUAAUGAUAUUGUGAUUGGAGCAGUUUGCUGUCGAAUCGACACUUCUGAAAAUGUUCGACGGUUGUACAUCAUGACCCUAGGCUGUUUGGCUCCUUACAGAAGACUUGGCAUUGGUACUGUUAUGCUUGAACAUGUGCUCAACAUCUGUGAAAAAGAUGGUAACAUUGAUAACGUCUUCCUACAUGUGCAAGUCAACAAUGAAGGAGCCAUAAAGUUUUAUGAAAAGUUUGGCUUCAAGAUUGUUGAGGAAAAGAAGAACUACUACAAAAGGAUAGAGCCUGCCGAUGCCUAUGUUUUACAAAAGUCUUUCAAGGAAGGUUCCACAGAUGAAAGGAAAACAGCUUCAGAGACCUCUAGUGAAGACACAACAGAUAAAAUAAUGUCAUAGCAUUUUCCCAUCUGCACAUUUACCACCUGCUUUAGCUUUCUUAAAAUUAUUCACUUUUGUAUUUGUGUGAGAUGACUAAGAAUGUUUUUCACAUUUAUUGACAUCAAAUAGUUACUUUAAAAUUUUCAAAGGGUAAAAAUUUAUGAUUUAAAAAUCUCUAUAAUACCAUUAGGCGUUCUUGGAAAUAGUAUAAAAUUGUUAUCAUGUUGCAAGUUUUGGAACUCUUUGAAUAAGUAUACAUGCAGGUACUAUUUAAUUAGUACUGUCUUGUCAAACGGUAAAAUAAAACAUUGCUAGAUCUUUGAUUUGUGCACUGGUAAUUGAAAACUCAAGCUGUGAGUCUGUACUAUUAGCAUGUUUCAGUUUGUCCUGAGUGAU
Molecule: messenger RNA, 1062 nt
Organism: Biomphalaria glabrata
Lineage: Eukaryota; Metazoa; Mollusca; Gastropoda; Planorbidae
Product: N-alpha-acetyltransferase 50-like
Exons: 5
Coding region: 145-684 (179 amino acids)
Biological process (GO): mitotic sister chromatid cohesion
Cellular component (GO): NatA complex
Molecular function (GO): acyltransferase activity, transferring groups other than amino-acyl groups
Source: RefSeq, a predicted model, not a curated record